Penaeus chinensis is the source of this 4816-nucleotide messenger RNA. RefSeq lists its product as uncharacterized. The record is from RefSeq and is a predicted model, not a curated record. The transcript has 8 exons. Lineage: Eukaryota; Metazoa; Arthropoda; Malacostraca; Decapoda; Penaeidae. The coding region runs from base 817 to 4602 and encodes 1261 amino acids.
AAAAGAAAAGAAAAGAAGAAAAGAGAAGAGAAGAGAGAGAGAGUGAGUGAGAGAAGAGAUUGUAAGGAAGGGAUAGAGACAUAGAUGUUGACAGAUUUAAAAGUAGAAAAUUCGAUAGAUAAAUCGUUAGACAUAAAGAAAAGAAUAGACAGGCAAGCAUGCAGACUUGAAAAAAGCAAUAACAGACGUCAUGAGUUAACGAAUAUCAGAAUUUCCCAACGGGAUUAACGACAAAGAAAUUGCACCGCAUCAAAACACGCUCGCAGCAUGAGCCAAGAAGAAGAUAAUAACUAGGAAAUAUAUGCAAAUUAGGCACAGUUCAACCCUCGGGCAAGAAAGCAAUCUCUCAUACUUUUAGUGGCGAGUUCGUGACGCCGUGACGGAGAGCGUAACACGAUGAGAAGUCGGUGAGAGAGAGGCGUGACGCGGUUAUUCUGACGCCGGGAACUUGUAACGAAAGUAACAUUGAUGGGCUCUGACGGGGUAAGGGGGGUUGUGACAUGCGUGACAGUUGUGGCAGGGUUAGAUGUGAACUAUUAGGAAUGCGUUUGUUAAGAGGGACAGAGUGUUGGGUGUGUAAUAGAUAUGGCAGAUAUUUAACUGUAAUGGAUGCGAGGGCUUGUCUUUGUAACAGACUUUAACAGACAUUGAUGGAAAGAAAGAGAAAAGAAAACAAGAGACAGAAUAAAGGGUAAGGAGAACACAAACAAAAAAGAAAAAAAACUCAAAAUGCACUCACACACAAGAUAGAAUCAAUGGCAGAACUCCCACCAGGAUCAGCUGCAGUGAGGUGCGACCUCCCCCACAACCUCCAUAAUGGACCCGCCCGACUUCCAGCCAGAGAUUAAGUUUCGUUGGUGCCGCACAGUGCGCUGCCGGGCGCAAGAGGUGAUCCUCGUAUUGACCUCUGUGACGGGAACACAGGUCACCCUCACGUGGAAGGCUGACCUCGGAUGGUACGAGUCCAAGCCCAUCCCCGUGCCCUGCGGUUUCCACUCGGGGUUCAUCCUCAUUAAGGAUAAGGUUCUGGACGUGGUGAGCGGCCGCUUGGAGCCCCGAGAGCGGGAUUAUAAGGUGGAUCCCUUCCACAUUGUCCCUCAUAAGUUCGCUGUCGAGUUGUUCCUCGAAUCUGACGAGACCUCGCCCUUCUGGAGCGACGCACCGGAGCUCCGCCUACGUUACCUCAGCUCAGAUCACUUGGAGAGGCUUGGGACUAGCAAAGAGGGCGUCUUUUACGAGGAAGAAGGAGGGAGCGUAGGAAGGGGGAGAGGAGAGGGCUUCCACACCCGCAAAUGGGUCUCUUCGACGGCCCUGGACAGCCCCAGGGGACGAAGGAGAGGCAAACCCCGGACGCCCUUCGCUGAUUCCUCCACCAGAGGCUUUCCAUCGUGUGGCGACGGCGACGGCGACGACGACGAACUCCCCCUCCGGCGUUCAGGAACCCUAGCGCGAGGAAGGUCCCAAGGCCAAUUGUGCCCGACCUCAGCCUCCUACGGAAGCCUCCGAGAACAGGGCCUCCUCGGCGCUUCGACCUCGUCGCCCAAUCUGUCCAAGGCUUUCCAGGUGGCCGUCGACCUCUCUAGGGCGAGUUCGAAGUUCCUGGCAGGGCUGUCCUCCACCAGCAGUGGCGUGUACCUCGGAUAUGAGGAUGGUAGCGACCCGCCCUCUCCGGACAACAAAGAUUCUGCGCACGCCGACAGUCCCUACGCCGCUGGAGGAGAGACCUCGCAGGAGUCAGAGGCAGGAGAACGCGUCGGGGGCGGAGGAGAAAGCGGUGGGGAAGGCGCACGGAGGAAGAGGUACCUGUAUGGGUCCUCGGAGCGGGGCCGGUCGCUCCACCUAGAGGACCUGCAGGACACGUGGGCCGCCAAGAGGCAGCGAGAGAGCCUCGGGAACACCACCUCCAGCACCUCCUUUGAGGACCUCCUGACCUCUGUGUCCGUCUCUAGAAAGGAGGCAGCCAAGACUGAGCUCAAUAUCCUGAGGUUCGAUACUAUCAAACAAGAACGCCUUGUGCAGGAGAUUCUCGAGCCUUCGGAUUCCGACUUCGAGGACGAGGAGGCGGCGUGCGAGACGAGUAGCAGCGAGCAACGAGGCCGAUACGGCUGCGUGAUCACCUUCGAGAGCCGCAGCACCAGUAUGGACGACGUGGGCUCCCCGAGGGCCCUCGAGGACGCACUCGUCUCCCUCACCUCGAGCGAGAGCCACCACGAGUUCACGCUCGAGAGCCCGCCUCAGCCACAGCCACGGCGACCCCGACCUGCGCAGACGAGCUCCGUCGAAGAGGCAUCGCGAUCUCCCGACGAAGGAGAGGUCGAGGAGGUCUUCACGGAGGAAGGAUCCUCCUCCUUCGCUACGCCCCAGCCCAAACCUCGGACCCGAACUCCGACCGCCUCGGAGGGGCCGGUGACGCCGCCCAAAGCAGAAAAGCUGCCCUCUUUAGGAGUCUUUGUGACGGAGGAGAUAGAAGAAAAAAGAGAACGAGAAGUGGAGAAAGAAGCCGGAAGAGAGAGAGAAUUGCCUGGGAUAGACGAAGGAGCGCACAUUCCAAAAGGGAGGCAAAAGCCUAAGGAAUUAAGGAGCGAGUCUCAGCAUCGAAGACCGCGAUCUCCCGAUGUAGAGGACGACGAUGAGGACUUCCAAUACGACUCUCUGAAACACGAGGACGAGCAUCUCCCGAUCGACAUCAGAAACAUCGACAGCGAAGAUUCUCUGGUGUCAUCCAGGCCGGGAGGACACCUCGGGGAAGAAGGAGACGAUGCCGAGGAUGCUGCGAGUGGGCGGAGCGGCUCCUACGACGUGGCAGGCGCCCUUGCCACGUACUCCUCCGUCGAGGGCGAGGUCCCUGCGGACUCCUUGACCAUCUUGCAGCCGGGGAGCCAGAAGGCCACGGUGAGGGAGGCCGAGGAGUUCGUAAGGAGCAGGGAUAAGGGAAGGACCGGCUCGGGCGGUGACGUGGAGAUGGGAGAUCAUGGUGGUGGUGAUCAGGGACCUAGUGAUAGUGAUUAUGGUGAUCGAAGACGUGAUAAUGAUCAUAGAAUUAAAAGACAUGGCGAUGCCGAUGAAAGGGUCUAUAGGCGCGGUGACAGUGAUGUGCGUAGACGUGAUAAAGAUGGUGAUAGUGAUGAAGGCUGUGGUGAUGGUGGUAGCAUUUCGGGUCAAGGUGGUAGGCGCGAGAAAGGGAGCAGGGAACACAGGCCUUCCUCUCUCAAGAAAACGAGAGAGGAACAGGCUGACGUGAAGAGAGCCAGAGUGAGCGAAGGCCGCGAGGACAAGGCCAGUGCUCAAGACGAUGGCCCUGGAGUAUCAAGUAGCCAGGUGUCCCCUCCAAGAGGGCCUCCCGAGCCCGAGAAGGCCCGCAGACGCUUGUCGUUCUCCCGAGGAGACGGGGGCGCUGUUCCCUCCGGUGACGACGGCGCCAGGGAAGGGGACGACUCGGAGAACCGUCGCCCCCGCAUCGUUCGCAUGCACCACGCCGGGACGCAGACCACGCGGAAGGUCACACAGGCGACGUCGACGGAGGACCACAAGCGGCACGCCCUUCCCCGCUCCACGCCGAAGUACAGCCGGUCGCCUCUCCGGAACAGAACGGCUAACGGGCAGGUGGAAGCGCCUUACACGCCCCUGCCAGACAGGUUCAGUGGACCUUGGUCUCAAAGGCUUCCUGGAACGGCGGCUGUGGGGGCGGCGGGGAUGGCAGGGGCGGCACAUACUCUACCUCCUUCGCACGCCACGCCCGCCCUUGCGCCCACCCUCACCCCUCCUCCCGCCCUACGUCACCCACGGGAAGCACGACCUGGCCACACUGCAAAGGAACCUUUACAACCUCGUGGACAGAGACAGUCGACGGCUCAAUUCCAGCUACCUGGCCGAACUCCAGGCACGCAAACGCCACUUCCAGGACGCCUACCAAAGCCCGGACUACAACCACCACUACGCCCACUACGCCCCCCCGCCUCACCACACCUCGACCCCGCAGCCCCAAGCCCACUACCCCCCCAAGAGAUCCCAGCCCCCUACCUCUUACCUGUAUUCCUCGUCGCCCUCCUCCUCCUCUACCUCCUAUCCCCACCAGUACCCGAUGCUCUCGUCGGUGUCCAUCAAGCCUUCUUCCUCGAGCUACUCGCCCUCGAAGCCUCCAAACCACGCCAGGACCCUCGACCAAUCAGAAGCGAGGACGAGAUCCAGCAGGGUGGCUUACGGCGGCAGCGUCAGCGACCUGUCCAGGCUGCGACAGACCAGCAAGCACUUCUACGAGACGUACACCGCGCACGCAGGAGUGAGAGGCUCUUCGAGUUUGCCCGAUUUACGCCCGCCUUCCGCCCGCGCCCGCCUCUACGCCCACGACCAGCAGCCGCCCAACGCCCCUGCAUCCACCCACGCCCACUUCGACUCCUACGGACCGAGGCACGCCCACUCCGAGCUCGAUCUGAUGGUGGGAGGGGCGCGCGGGCGAUGGUACGAGAGCGACAGCGGAGGCUCGACGGAUUCGCUCAUCGACGAGGCCUGCCAUGUCACGUCGACGCCACUCGACCUCUCGGGGAUGUCCUCGCCCGCAGAACUGGACUCCUUCCGGCCGCGCAGGAGACGACGCUCCAGUAGGAGGCGCAGAAGCCGCUCGCACCAGGGGGCCUUCAGCGCCUGGAGGGAGAGGGACGAAGACGCUCACGACGGGGGAGCCGGCCGCCCGUACCUGCCAUACCGCUUCGACCAGAUCUCUCCGGGUCAGCAGGUCAAGGUCCUUGCGCCUGGAGGGGGCGUGGCCGUCGCCCGAGUGUUGACCAAUCAGAAGCCGCCGUUCUCCAGCCUGAGCAGG